Molecule: messenger RNA, 1293 nt
Organism: Penaeus indicus
Lineage: Eukaryota; Metazoa; Arthropoda; Malacostraca; Decapoda; Penaeidae
Exons: 5
Coding region: 220-1293 (357 amino acids)
Biological process (GO): transmembrane transport
Cellular component (GO): membrane
Molecular function (GO): transmembrane transporter activity
Source: RefSeq, a predicted model, not a curated record
GAGAGAGGAAUGAGGAGAGGAAGAGAGAAAAUGGAGAGAGAAUAGACUCAGAGAAGAAAAACAGAUUAGAAGACAAGUCAGAAUUUAUGCCUUGAUGAUUACAGUUGAUGGUGUGCUUUGGCAACGAUCAUUUUGCGGCAGAAUAUAUUGUCUCGUUAUGGCUGGUGAAUUGCAGUCGCUAAUCGUAUUACACCGAGGUGAACAUCUCUACUGUGAACCAUGAAUGCUGUGCAAAACUCCAUGAAGAAUGAGGGAAGAAAGGAAGAUGAAAGAUGUACAGAAGCAAAACCCGCCUUGACUCUAAGACAAGUGAUAUGUCUGGUGGCGAUCGGCGGCACCAAACUCCUGAAUGGAAUGAUGUCUGGCUGGCCCGCGGUUUUGCCCAAGAUGCAGGAGGACCAAAGCAGGUUCACGGUGACGGACGAGGACGUGGCCUGGAUCAUUUCCCUGAUGUUCAUCAUGGGCUUCGUGGUCUCCCCCCUGGCGGGCUUCGUAGCGGAGCACGUGGGUCCGCGGCGCCUGCUGGUCAUCGCGAUGUUCCCUGUGUCCGGGUUCUGGCUCCUGCAGGCCUUCAGUCCGUACCUGUGGCUCCUGUACCUCGGCAGGGGCCUUCUCGCGUCCACUGCCACAGUAACAUUCACCAUCGUGCAGCCCUUGGUGGUAGAGCUCUGCCCGCUGAGAAUCAGGGGUCUGGCUUCGGUCCUGCCAGAGCUGUUCCACUGCAUUGGACUGCUGGCGUCCUACCUGCUGGCUUCUCUGCUGUCCUGGGACAUGGCUACUGCCAUUUCCGCUGCCCCGUUCUUGCCCUUGUCUCUGAUGGUACUGCUUGUACCAGAGGUUACGUCUCUUUCCCUGAUGUUCAUCAUGGGCUUCGUGGUCUCCCCCCUGGCGGGCUUCGUAGCGGAGCACGUGGGUCCGCGGCGCCUGCUGGUCAUCGCGAUGUUCCCUGUGUCCGGGUUCUGGCUCCUGCAGGCCUUCAGUCCGUACCUGUGGCUCCUGUACCUCGGCAGGGGCCUUCUCGCGUCCACUGCCACAGUAACAUUCACCAUCGUGCAGCCCUUGGUGGUAGAGCUCUGCCCGCUGAGAAUCAGGGGUCUGGCUUCGGUCCUGCCAGAGCUGUUCCACUGCAUUGGACUGCUGGCGUCCUACCUGCUGGCUUCUCUGCUGUCCUGGGACAUGGCUACUGCCAUUUCCGCUGCCCCGUUCUUGCCCUUGUCUCUGAUGGUACUGCUUGUACCAGAGGUACGUCUCGUGCGUUUGGGUUCAUGGAGAACAUCAUAUAAAUUUGCUUGA